Messenger RNA from Paramecium octaurelia, 888 nucleotides. The record is from the annotation of a GenBank genome assembly. Lineage: Eukaryota; Ciliophora; Oligohymenophorea; Peniculida; Parameciidae.
AUGAAUAUUUAAAUAGUGGAUUCAGCUGCCAAAAUCUAUAAAGCCGUCGAUGAACUAGAUUCCUUUAAAUAUGCCAGGUUCAAAUUCUUCACUAAUUACAUGCUUGUUUCAAACUAAAGACUUAAGAUUUUCGACUUUUCUGAGACUGUCCUCUAUCACUAAGACCAUCAAAAGUUUAUUAUCACAAGAAUCAACGAUUUUACUAGCGAAUUAGAAAUCCAUAUUGCUGACAGUAAAGAAAUCAAAGAAAAAUUUGAUUCAAUUGAUCAAGGCUUGUUGGAAAUAAAAAGUUAAAUGAAGGAAAGUAUAGAACUGCAGAAUUUCUAAAAAAUUGUAUCGGUCGAUCUUAAGGGUGAUCUUUUCAUCAUAGUAAUGACAGAUCGAUUGCUGACAUAUUGUUUGGCAUCAUUGGUUCGAAAUUCAAGUGAAAAAGUUUAUCCUUAAACCGAAAUAUUAUUGAAUCGCAUUCUUGUCUCGUUUAAGCCAUACGUUUCAGCAUACAAAUUUGAUAAACUUUAUCUAUUUUAAAAACAUGCUAGCUAUAAAAGCAAGACAAAUCAACUGAUCAUUAACUAUAAAAUCAUAGAGUUUAAACAACUUGAUAAGCAUUUGUAAAAUUGUAAAAUAUCAUUCCAAAGCCCCUUAGUGGCUUAAUCAUCUGAAACCAUGCUUUCAUUUUUAAACAAAGUCAAAGUUAAAGGCAAAAAUUCACUUCAUUUGAGCAUCUAUACCUAAUUUAAGAAUCAAACAUAUCUAUAAAAAGUCAUCCAUUAAGAUGGAGAGACAUUAAUAAUUAAAAAUUAAUAAUAGUAUUUUAAGCAAUCUGAUUUUCACUAAAUUUAGAGUAUCUCAAACAAAAGCAAAGGCACCAAAGUAUGGACUGGAUGA